Molecule: messenger RNA, 713 nt
Organism: Dimorphilus gyrociliatus
Lineage: Eukaryota; Metazoa; Annelida; Polychaeta; Dinophilidae
Source: the annotation of a GenBank genome assembly
ACUAAUCCAUGAAGAUCAAUACGCCCUGCACAUAGUCCGCAAGAAAAUUCCGCCAUGAUUGCGCACGUUCAGAAAAUUUUCGCUUUGUUCGUUACGAUAUUCGCUAUUGUCAGUGCUCAAGAGAGCAUAAAUCCACACGAGGGUUUCAACGUCUUUCUGCACGCUGGUAUAGCUUUAUUAAUGAGCUUCGGUAUCUUAGCAUCAUGCGCAGUUGGUGUAAAUGUCCUCAGUAAAUAUUGCGCUAAACGUAUUGGCAAAGCCGAAUAAAAAGUAAGUAACGAUUAAGAGAUGCAUUUAAUUUUACUCUUUAUAGAAUAUAUAUGUGCAUACAGUAUUUUUAAAUAUCAUACAAUAAAUGAGAUAAUAUAUAUUAUUCCAUAAUUUUCAGACUCAUCCCACCGAUAUCGUAGAGAUUUCAAGGAAAUUGUGUGAUUUAGUUGUUUUUUCCUAGCUAUAUUGACUUAUUACGCAUAAAAAGGAUAUAAAUUAUUAUAGAGCAUGUUUUUUUAAUUGUUAAAAAACACUAUUUUAGUAUCUUGUUUAGACCUUUUACCAAUUUUUGUUUGUUUAUAUAUCGUCCAUUGCAUUGUUAUAUUCAGAGAAGAAAAAGUUGGAACAAACCUAUAUAAUAAGAUAAGUCAAAAAAUGUUCUUAAGAAAAUUUAAAUAAUACAAUUUAAAAUGAACACUGCUGAAGAAUUUUUGACAUUACGU